AUGAAGAUAGUUUGUAUAUUUACGUUAGUACUUUUGUAUUUUAAAUGUGUCAAGGCAACUAAAGGGCAAGAAUUAGAAAACUGGAACGGAUUAAUCCAAGAUAUUUGUGCAAUUAACCUUGAUGUCGAAUCACGAAAAACUGCGAGAAAAUCACUCAAACUAGGCGUGUUGUAUAAUAAGAAAAGAUCUGGUGAAUUGUCUGUGAAACUGAAAGAUAUUGUGACUUCGUUUCAAGCGGAAUUUGACUUUUCUAUAGAUAAUUUAAGGUGUGUUUAUAAAUUGAGUGAAUUUGAGCCGAAAAUUGGUGAUAACGAACAAUUAUUGGAAAUUGUAAAUGAGUUUGAAAUUUUUGAACAUAAAUCGAAUAAUUUAUCUUAUAACUAUAAUAUGUUAAAUAAGAGCCUGAUGGAGAUUAAUAAAGUGUCAAAAAGUAUCUAUGACAUUAUUGAAAAUGAUGAUAGAUUAUCUAAUGCGAUCAUACUUGAUAAAGAAACUGUUCUUUAUAAAUCUGGUAGAGAAAGUGAAACAGAUUUGGACCAAUCAGACACCAGUGAAAUGAAAUAUAAUGAUAAGGAUUAUUAUGAAAAAACAGGCUGCAAAAGAAGUGAACUAUGUGGAAAGGUAAAGUUGCUUAAUAGUGAAAUUAAUAAGUAUAAUAAAAUUUUAAGAGAAAAGAAAAUUAAUAUCGAAUCAUGGCAAGAUUAUGUCCAACAAAUGAACGCAUUAAAUGAAAAAUUGCUAGAUUUUAUAGAAUUUUGCAUAAUAAAUUAUAGAUCAGUAAGGGAUGAGAUUGAAAAGAGGAAGGAUGAAGCAAAAUUCGACGAUACAAUUGGACAAUUGUAUAGUAGUCUGGAUUUUUUAACUAAAAAAGGUGUAGUUAAGAAAGAAAAAGAGGAAAAAAAGUGUAAAGAGGAUGAAGAGGAGAAUGGAGAAUUGGUAUCUGACGAAUAUAAAGAGGAAUCCGGCGUAGAAACAGGAAGGAACUUAAAAGAAAAUGGGUUUUAUACCAAUAAAUUGUAUAUCAUAUUUUCAGUGGUAUUAAUUUCAAACUAUUUGAUAAAUUGA
Molecule: messenger RNA, 1065 nt
Organism: Theileria annulata
Lineage: Eukaryota; Apicomplexa; Aconoidasida; Piroplasmida; Theileriidae
Exons: 1
Coding region: 1-1065 (354 amino acids)
Source: RefSeq, a predicted model, not a curated record